This is a messenger RNA of Paramecium pentaurelia, 381 nucleotides long. Lineage: Eukaryota; Ciliophora; Oligohymenophorea; Peniculida; Parameciidae. The record is from the annotation of a GenBank genome assembly.
AUGCAAGGCUCUUUUUAGGAGAAGGAAGCUAUAGCUGACAUCUUUGAUUAAGUAAAAGAUGUGGAUAUACAAAUCUUUGGGGUUCUAUUAGAAAUAUUUCGAAAGGAAAAAGUUUAAGACUGCAUCGGAUAUAUAUCAGACAUAGGGAAUCAGAGAUAAUUAAAAUUAUAAAUUUUAUAAUAAGUAGGGAAUAUCACCCAAGCUGAUACAGAAUAAAAAUUGUCUCUUGUAAGAGAAGACAUGAAAUAAAUGACAGAUGUCUUAAAAAAAUUAAAAGAUCAUGACUUCAACAACAAACACUUUCCUCUGAAGAAAAUGAAGAAUCUAAAUUAUUUCUAAAUAAUAACAUCAAGGAUAAUAAAUAGAUCAUAGAAUUUCUGA